AUGUCUAAUAAUGGUAGAUAUUGGUUAAUUAGUGAUACGUGCAGAAGGGUUUAUAAGCUUCUGAGAAAGAAAAGCAAAAUGGCUGGACAUAGAGUUGCUCAUGCUACCUUGAAAGGACCAAGCGUGGUGAAGGAGAUACUUAUUGGAAUUACACUGGGCUUGGCUGCAGGCAGCUUAUGGAAGAUGCAUCACUGGAAUGAGCAGAGGAGAGUUAGGACAUUCUAUGACUUGUUGGAGAAAGGUGAGAUCAGCGUAGUUGCUGAAGAAUAAAUAUUCCUUAGCUUCAAUUAUGAAGCCUUCAACACUUUUAUUUGUUGUGUUUCUGUCAAUUGGCUUUUGAAUCUAGACAUGAGCAUACUUUGAUUUGGGAUUUUGACGAAAAUAAUCUCUUGUAUUGUUUACUAUGGAUCUCAUUCACCACCCCCAGAGAACCUUCAAGGUUUUUGGUUUUGGUUCCUUGUUGAUUUAUACCUGUAUGGCCUGAGGUACACAGCUGCUAGUGUUUUGCUAAAAAAAUUGAAUGUGACCUUUUUUAGUGAAAAUCAAGUCUUAACUCCUUAAGU
This is a messenger RNA of Ilex paraguariensis (yerba mate), 563 nucleotides long. The record is from the annotation of a GenBank genome assembly. Lineage: Eukaryota; Viridiplantae; Streptophyta; Magnoliopsida; Aquifoliales; Aquifoliaceae.